UUGACGGCUUUGGCUUUGGCUUGCGCUGUCACGUGGAAAUGACGUCAAAAAAGAGUCGUCACUGGCCAUCGGUAAAGGGUGUUUAGUUUCGUUAUCGAAAGAAGUUUUUGCUCGGUUUGCACUAGAGUUUACACCUUGCGUUGCCCUGCAGUUAGGAGGCUGUUGGACUUGCCUAAAGGAAUUUCGGUGCAGCGGCACAGCUUUUCAGCAGCUGCUGGUUUAUGUACGUACGUGUGAAGUGAAAGCUGCAAACGCCGAACUGAGUGGUUAAGAGACGCGGACUGGUCUCGGCGUUUGAUUUCGUGAUUUCAUCCAAACACCGAUGGAGCCUCCUUCCUGAAAUUUGUGCAGUGUGCUUAGCGUAACGACGUGACCGUCUUCGAGCUUUCAAAUAUCUACCAAAGUAUGAGGAAAUCGCAGAUAUGCCGAGCAGUGCAAAUAACACCUUAACUUUCACAGCCCUGUGGACUCCCGAUCCGAAGCAUGACACUGGUCUCUACGUAAGGCGUUACCAGCAGUUCUUUCAAUCAUACGCACCUGCAUCUCGAGUGGACGUGUCUGACCCCGCUAAGUUCUGCAAUGGCAAGUACGGUGAUCGCAUUUAUCAAGCUGUCUGUACUGUACUGCUGGAUAGCAGUGUUUCAUCUGCCAAGCUGGAACCACUUUACUUUAAGUUCACUAGACAGUGGUGCAUGGAUGGACGGGUGGAAGGGAGCCCGCGUUUUCUGCAGUGGCUUGCUCCCGAUCGCAAAGACGGUUUCCAGCGAGGCUCCGUGACGUGCGAAAGGAACAUUCAAUUGUCAUUCCUUUCUUUCGGGGCCUCUAAAGGCUUGACUUCGUUUGCUCAGUGCUUGACCAUCUGCCCAGGACCUAGCAGCAGCCUUGGUUACAAAAUGGUCUGUGUUUUUAAGCAUGAUGUACGAGUUAUUUGGGUUUUCCUCACGUUGCAACAUUCACAUCAAUGCAGCAAGCCAGACAGCACCUACAAGCUAGACAUCCCGUAUGAAAAUAUACGGCGUGUGGUAGUGGACGACCGUGAGGGCAAUGCAGCCACGACAGAUGUCUACCUUCAUCUUUCGACUUUUCCACUCAUCUACAAGAAGUCGGAAAGGACGGCACCUCAGAAACAAGAUGGAUCGGCUGAAGAAGAAGGAAAUUCUUCGAACACUCGCAAUCCUGAGUAUUUCUCGUACGAGCGAGCUAUUGAGAUUGGUUGCUUCUGCACCAGUGUGAUACCAUCUUCCAAGCUCGGGACCAACUUUGUAUUAGUGCUUGGCCUCCGUAACAAGUUUAAGGCGCGCCAGAUUCUAGGCCGCCUCAGCCGAAGAUGUGACAUUGGCACAAUUGUUGCGUACACGUCUGUUAAUGUCAAUGAAGUAGGCACUGAAAUGGAGAAGGUGCGUAAAUGGUAUGAGUCGGCUGUAACUGAUUUGGUUGGGUACAGCUGUUGCUAUGCCCUCUACGCUCUCAUGCUGCAAAGCAGUGACCUUGCGGCACAGCUUGCACUCCUCUCUCAGCAUGACUUGCUUGAAAGCUUUUCAAAAACUCUUCUGGAGUUAGCAUCCCAGAAUCAAGCCUUGCUUGAAAUGGCCUUGUUUGCAGUCAGUGCAGACAUAGAGGCCCGACACAUAGUGACCAUUCUGGAAGCCAUUGAAAAGGCUUUUCAUAAGGUCUCCCAAAGCUUUGUGCCCCAAACAGCACCUCGUGGUUCGUGCCUUGUUCGGCGUAUAUUCUUGCUUCCAUCUCGGCUCCAAUUGCUGCCUCCGUGUGUUCACCAAGAGAAUAGAGUGCUACGCAACUUUGAGCCUGAGUUUGCUUUGAGGGUGACUAUUCGGGACGAUAACCUCCGGCCGCUUUCCCACUCCCUGGCCUUCCAUCAACAGAGGGAUGAAAUCGUGGAUGCCAUUGUAGGGCGAGUCCUUCGCAAAGGCAUCUACAUUGGCCGCCGACAUUUUAAACUGCUGGCUUCGUCGUGUAGUCAACUACGGGACCAUGGGGUCUGGCUGUAUGCAACGGUCACCCGAGGGAUGUGUCCUGAGGCCAUUCGCAAGUGGAUGGGGGACUUCAGCAACAUCGGCAGUAUUGCCAAGAAGAUGGCUCGCAUGGGUCAAUGUUUCUCAUCAACCGAGGAGUCUGUGCAAGUUCCCCUCGGCGUUGGUGCAGUCACGGAAGCGGACAAAGUCGGAGGAUGUCACCCAAUUUCUAAAAACCCCUAUGUCUUCUCUGAUGGAAUUGGCAUGAUGUCAAGAUCGCUGCUACAGAAGGUUUGCCAGAAGUUGGGCAUCAAAGACGAGCCGUCAGCCAUCCAGAUUCGCUAUGCAGGCUACAAAGGCAUGUUGUGCUUGAACCCGUGCCUAGAUGGUGACAAGCUUGUGUUGCGGGAAAGCAUGCGCAAGUUCCCCUGCUCCACUUCUGAAGUGCUUGAGGUCAUCAAAGUCUCAGCCCCCCGCACAGUCUGCCUUAACCGACCACUGAUCACCAUCUUGGAACAGCUUGGUGUUCCUGGGCAUGCCUUUGUGAACCUCCAGCAAAGCAUGGUGCUUCAGCUUGCGGACGCACUGGUCUGUGAGGGCAUCGCACUGGACAUUCUCAGCAGCUAUGUGGAAGUGCCAUUCUUCUUCCGGCAGCUUCAGAGCCGCGGCUUUCUGCUGACACGGCAUCCCUUUGUACGCUUGCUUCUCUGCACUGUCUACAAGAGUGCCAUGGAUGGCCUGCGUACCAAGACUCGCAUUGCGGUGGCAAGCGGUGCUGGCCGCAACAUGCUUGGUGUCAUGGACGAGACCGGCCGACUUCAGUAUGGCCAGGUUUUUGUUCAGUACACUGAGAUGGGUACAGAGAGCAAGGCAACUCAUGUCCUCACAGGCACUGUACUGGUGACGAAAUGUCCGUGCCUCCAUCCGGGUGAUGUGCGCAAGUUUGAGGCGGUGGAUGUGCCAGAGCUGCGUCACAUUAGGGAUUGCAUCGUGUUUCCAGCGAAAGGACAGCGGCCACACCCAAAUGAGAUGGCUGGCUCUGAUUUGGAUGGUGAUGAGUAUGUGGUGAUAUGGGACAAAGACCUCUAUUUUCCUGGAGCCAACCACAAGCCCAUGACUUUCAGGGACCACACGGCAGCGAGUCAUUCCAACGAUGACCUGGAAGAAGCUAUGGUGCAGUUCAUCUGUAACUACAUCAAGAAUGAUAACAUUGGUGUGAUGUCCAAUGCGCACCUCGCCUGGGCCGACCAGCUCGAGGAUGGCAUCUUUUCUGAGUGCUGCCUGAAGAUUGCUGACAAGAUCUCUGUGUGCCUCGACUUUGCCAAGACCGGAGCGUCCUCUCACCUCGACAAAAAGGAGAAACCACCGUUGUACCCCGACUUCAUGGAAAAGGGCUGCCACAAGAACACUUACCAGUCCAAGCGAAUCUUGGGCCAGCUGUACCGCCUUCAUCGAUCGUUGGAAGCUGUGGUCAGCACCGACUUUGAAAACCACUUUGUUGAAAGUGACUGUCAGAGCAAGCUAUUCGAGUUUGACGGCUGGCAGGACUAUCGAGACUGUGCAGAGCGGUCGCUUGCCGAAUAUACGACACGAAUGCAGAGGAUUCUCAGUCAGCAUGGUAUCAGGAGUGAGGGAGAAGUGGUUGCAGGUCUUGUGAACAAGGUUUCCGACUUCAACAAGACCACCCAUGAGAAGACAAACGUCGAAACUCUAGUUGCAAAGCAAUACCAGCACCUGGUCAAAGAGACACGGCAGCAGUUUUUCGAUAGCGUGGAAGCCGCUUACGAAAGUAAGGGUGUGGCUACAGACGAUGAAAAGAAGGUGGUGCUUUUGCAAGUAGCAUCCGCAUGGUACAUGGUGACAUAUGGCAGCGAAGCCCCCAACAAACAGCACUGCUGCAGCUUUCCUUGGGCCCUGGCUGAUGUUUUGCUAGAGCUUGCUAAGACUCUCUCAUGCGACGCGGAAAUGCCCCGGAUGCCGCCAAACUUCCUGCUUUCCAAGUUAAAUGCCACGUUUGCCGAAGAAUCGGCGCAAACUUCGGCAAAGGAUCUAGCCCUCGAAGUCAUCACAAAGUGGGCCGUCAAGGACGAACUGGUCAAGAACUCGAAAACAAAGCAUUCCUCCAUUUGCAAAUCCUGCUUGUCUCAUAUAUUCCAGGACUCUGUGAAAACCAUAAAGGAACAGCAAGAAUCGGGGAGUGGAGACUCCGAGCAAGCCGAAGGGGACGUCUGUCGCAACGGUGGAUCGUUUACCGUCGGUGAGCUGUUGCUCGGGUUCUUGAGGCACGUUUGUGGUGCCAAGGUGCAGUUUCCGUCCUGUGACGAAUGCAAGUGGUCCGUUUCGAUGACUCGAACGAUCACCAUGGCUGCUGUGAGGACGUACAGCCUGCUUGCGAUCACCAGAGACCUGUGCCACUUGGGGCUACCCUGCGAGCCAAAACUUCACGAGCCGGUGCAGAUAGUUCAAGAAGGGAACCCUGUUCGCAUCCAGGUGAAACACCCUGAGUUUAUGGAACUGCUCCGUCACAGCCCAGAGGAAGUGGAAGAGCUGCUGCGUGACUGGUCAGGUGUUCAGGAGGUCCACAUUCGGGGAGAUGUGAGCCACAGCAACCACUACCUGCUAGUGUCAGCCGUGGGCCGUGACUGGCAGCGCUGGUUCCUCGAGGAACUUGUGUUGCAGCCGUGGUUGGGUGAAGCUGUGGUCAAGAAGGAGAUAGAGUCAUUCCUCGAGAAGUGACUGCUGGCGGUGACAGUGCAGAGUUGUGAUAUUCGCUGAGUUGCCUUAAAGGCCUGGGCUAGUCGAUAAUCAUAAUCAAUGCUUCCUUAAGUGCCAAAGUAUGAGGCAUUGCAAAAACGAAGAAGACAAAUGCAUAUGGCUUCUCUGGCUGAAAUGUUUUUCUCCCGCUCAAAUUUUACACGACAGAAUUUCGUGGUACAUUUUGUUUAAUGCCUUGUUUGGACGCAGUGCUUUCCUGUUUCGUCCGUGAUAGCUUAUAGUAUUCGUCAUCUGCAGUGAUGUGGGAGCAAAAAUUGAAUGUAUCAGUGGUGGCACCAUCUGGCACUGUUAUCGCAAAACACAGUGUGCACCAUAAACAUUGUUUGGACACAGUAUACUUUCCUUUUUCAUCUAGAAUAGAUCAGCAAUGUUCAUCAUCUGCAGUGUUGUAGGACUGAAAACCUGAUUGCGUGAGUGAAAGGAAGGGUGGCACCAUGUGGUGCUGGUAUCCCGAAACAGAAUGUACACUGUAACAGUAGCAGAUGAUGCCACUCGAUGAUAAACACUUUUCAUCUGGUAUCCCCGCAAGCAGCUAGCAGCUGUGAUUUAUUCUGGAUGAAAACAGGCAAGUACUGCAUCAGAACAUGUCAAACGAAAUUCACCUUCAAAAUUUUAACUCCACACAAAAUCUGAAUGGGAACAAGGAGGCAGGUUACCUGGAAGAACAAUUUAUACCUGGCUACCUUACUUGUGCAGCAUUCAGUACAGAUAAAAGAAGGACAUAAAUAGAAGGGACGAACACAUGUGCUAACAUCCACAUUGCUUUAUUGAAAGGCUACAUUAUACUAAAUACCAUUUCACUUGGAAUAAGUAUUAGUGCAAACCAGACAAAGAUGUAGAAAGGAGACUAGUAAACACUGCUUCCCCUACUGUAUUUUGCAAAUCCUUGCAGAAUGCGCCGCUACAGGUAUGUUGCUACUGAAGAGGGUGCUGAUGUCUAUUCAGACUAGUUCCCAAUUUGUACAGUAGAGUUCCGUUAAUUUGACUCCGGUCAGUUUUAUUUUUCGGUUAAUUCAAUCAUGGCCAAAGGUCCUGGCGGGCAGCCAUUCAUUUCUAUGGGCCCAAACUUUCACUAUUUGGGUCCUAGAAUUGGUCUUCGGUGGAUAAUUCGAACUUGACCAGUCAGCACGCACGCUCCUGGGCCCUACGGUGACCUAAGUAGCCACUGCUUUAGUGGCAGCAUCUAUCUCGGCGGAGCUUAGGGGACAGUGAAUGCGUUAAACAGAUGACAUCUCUAAUUGAAAACGCAUAUUUUCAGCCUGCCCUAGGAAUAUUUUCAAGCAAUAACCAUAGCUCACAAUGUUUGAUUACAGUAUUUACCUGAUCCUAACAUGCACCUUUUUUUAUUAUUAUUUGUUUAUUCUUUAUUUAUUUUAAUUGGGCCGUAGAUUGCCUGUGCGGUGCAAUCGCACACGAUACCAAAACUGCAUUUGCGGUGUUUGUAUGCUUUACCGCAUAACGUGGAUGUAUAGUGGUGAACCUGACUUAGGAAACCGACAGAGGUUGUGAAACACAUUUGAGACCCCUGCUCAUUUUUUCUUGUUAAAAAAUUGAGUGUGCUUUAGAUUCCUACUAUGUUUUGAGCUUUAAUGUCAUUUCUUCAUAUGUUUUCUACUUUGGACACCUAGAAAGUGGGUGUGUAUUUGAUUCAGAGGCAGGUUAGAAUCUGGAAAAUACUGCCAAAUAAAUGCGGGUGAAGAUAAUGCAGAGGGACAAGGAACAGUCCUUGAAGAAAAUGUCAGCUGCACCUCUCGGUAUUUCAAGAUAGACAGAAAAAGAAUCCGCAUGUGGGACUCCAAGUAUGAUGCCCUAAAGCACCUCAACUACGGCAAGCGUCAAAGUUUUUCAUUGGCUGCUAUCGUGGCUUUUACUGCUUCGACCGGACAAGCGCCCAUAUCUAGAUAAACCCAAUUUUCAGUAAAAAGGGGUUGAGUGCUUCUGCGGUAUUUUACAAUAAGUUGUACAUGCUUUUGAAAUUCAGUGACUUCUCUCAUUUCACUGAGUUUGGCUCAUUUUGAAAACGCCAUGGAUUGCCAAUUCGGCCAAACUGCCACCCUCAAGUUACAGAAUGAGGUGACGCUAUGACAAGAACAAAAGGAACAAAACCUUUCUGGCUAAUUUCUCUCUCUUUUCUGUUUUGUACUCAUGAUUGCAUUACCUUACGUAGUACUAAAGUUAAAUAAUGCUACUUAAUAUUGCGUCACAUCUGAAUAAGAACAGCUGGAAGUUGGCUGCAUGUUCCUCUCUCUUUGUGUUCUUUAUCAUCCGUGUGGUGCCAAACAGGGAUGUACCAUAUUUAGCCCAGUAUAACGUGACUGAAAAUAAAGCAAGGGGGAAGUUUGCGCCCACAAGAAAAAGAAAAAAAGAAAUAGUAUUUCGAUUAUAACGUGAGUCAGGACUUCUAAGGGCAGCCAUAGUCGAGGGGGCAAAAAAGAAGGGCAAAAAAAAUUAUUAUUUACAAACAAAACUCUUGUUAUAAUAGUGUAAAUACGGUACUUGCUCCCUGUACAGCACAUACACUAUCAUGGACGGUUUACUUUAGGUAACUCUGGCAUUCAGGCCUGUAAUAGUCGUUCUGACAUUUUACACAGCAUGUGUCAAUGAUGUGCAGCACUUUUGUCUCAUUGUUGAUGCUAUUGUCGCGAGAGGAAAAGGCAGGCAGUCAGUUCCGAGCGAACGGCUGUUUACUGUUUUGGCCGCAGCAGCCAACAACACUUCUUCGUCCUCGUUCUCUAGCGUUACUAACGCGUGGCAUUACCCCUCCCUCCAAAAAAAAAAAAAAAGACUAACGCGUGGCACUAUGGAGCAGUCAAGAACCAUUUACAAAGCUUGUCUUUAUGUGUUCAAUACUCUGAAAUAAUUUGUUUGAUCUUUUAUUUCUGUGUGCUGCCAUUAAGCAGUUCUUGCAGCUUACAGCUGUAUAAGUUAUCUCGAUUAUGCUGAAUCUUUUCAAAAACUGCUCUGAGAACAUUGACUAAAGAAAACUUUGCAUGCAUGCCUCAUUGGCGCCAUGUUCUCUACAGAUGGUGUUUACAAGUUAAUCAUUGCCAUGUUAUUCCAAAUCACCAUUAAAGCAUUGCACAUCAGAGAAAACUUGCAUCUUGCGCUAGCCUAUUUUUGCAAUAUUUAGUUUCCUAUUUCUUUUGGUGGUCUCGUUUGUUUUUGGCUACAAACCAUUGCUUUUGGUUUGCGACGUGCUGUUAAUGACUCAAAUUAUAUGUUAAAGCUUUAUAUUAUUUUUGUGCAAUUUUAUUUUAUGGGCCUUUAGAAAUUUUGAAUGUUCUGUUAUGAUCUCAAACAUUUAUUCUUUGAAGUUCUUUACCGGUGUUGCUUGCUGUUAUAAGGACAGUUUGUUGUUCUCAUAUCUACCUUAAACUUUUCUUGUAACCUGCAUUUGCUGCAAGUGCCUUGUCAAACAAGUGCCGUGUUUUUGCAUUGCACAUGUUGUAAUAUCUGUGAUUUUGUUGUAAUAUCUCUGAGAUUUCUCAUUUUUAUACUUGUAUGGGUCAUUGUGCCCAUUCUGUUAGGUUUGUUGUUGGUGAUCGACAAUUUCCUUUAUACGUGGUUUGGUUCCUCACUGUUUAAAAGAAACAAUAUAGUUGAGCUUCUUGUCCAUGGGCCUGGUGAUCUCUGUCUAAGAUGUUGCUGUUAUUACUGCUACUUCCUCAAGCUUUCCUACUUUAUGGUGCUUGUGUUGUCAUAUAAUGUCAGCCAAGGUCAUCUAAUGACUUUGUUAUAAUUUAUAUAAAACCUGCAUAUCUUGUUCUUGUCACGAAUCGCUUCUCAGCCUUUUGGCUAAGAUCAAAGUGUACCAUGGAACUUGAGGAAGCUUUAACUCUUUUUGACCCUGUUCAACUAAGCGUGAAACAUAGAGAUGCUCUCCCUUUGCAAGUGCUGAAGUGAUUCACGUAAACUUAAUUUUCGGGAGAAAAAAAAAAAAAAAAAAGCUCAGCUCUGUCUACUGUACAAAGCAGAUCUAAAAAAAGAAAAUUCUUCUAAGUCUGAGAAAACUUGAAAAUAAAAAAAUAAUAAAAAUAAAGCACCAUCUUUACAUUUCUAACUCUGCCACAGAAACAGACAUCGCAGUUCUGUGAACAGUGCCUGUUAUUGCAUUGAAAGUUGACAAUCAUUAUUUUAUUAAUUUACAGAUUCACAAAAUAAAGUCAUGUGCAAUAUGGCAGUUUAGUCUUCUAAACAUAUUUAGGCAGAUGGUGCUUACAAAAUGAAAUGUGUGUGUCAAUUUUUUCAUUUUAUAAAGUAACGGAACUGGAGGAGCUUCAGUUAUUUUUUUUUUUUACUUAUAGAUUUUCGAUAAAUGUCGUUAAAAAGGCCUAAACAAAGGAAAAGUCUGUUUCCUAGAGAUGUAUGCAGUUAGUUCUACAGUUGUCUGAUACAUUUCUGAAUCAUUUGUAUUUGAGCAGAAAAAUGGAAGGUCGCCCCUACCCAAAGCUUCCUCUGAAGGAAGUUCUGCAGUCCCAUUUGAAGGCUUUCAGUAUUUUCCUGAUGUUAUGCAUACCUUGCAUUGCAUCUUGCAGGUUUCCGCAGAACUGAUUUGCCAAAACUGGUAGAGUUGCUGUCUUUUUUCUUCAAUUGCAUGUUUAUAUGAUUCUCAUCACAACAUGAUGACAUGAUGCCUCGAGUGUAGCA
This is a messenger RNA of Dermacentor silvarum, 9395 nucleotides long. RefSeq lists its product as uncharacterized. The transcript is spliced from 9 exons. NCBI's taxonomy places the organism in Eukaryota, Metazoa, Arthropoda, Arachnida, Ixodida, Ixodidae. Bases 423 to 4709 code for a protein of 1428 amino acids. Gene Ontology annotation, biological process: siRNA processing. The record is from RefSeq and is a predicted model, not a curated record. Gene Ontology annotation, molecular function: RNA-directed RNA polymerase activity. Gene Ontology annotation, cellular component: nuclear RNA-directed RNA polymerase complex.